GCGAACGAAAUCAAACAAUUUUUAUCACAUAUUUUGGAACGAAGAAAAUUGGUCAAAGUAAUCAAUAAUAAAGAAAAUGUCUUAGAAAAAAAGAAGAAUCAACAUAAAUUGAGAAUAAAAGGAGUUCAAAGUAAAGAUCUCUCAAAAACAUAUCAAAAUUAUUUAAGAAAGCAAGCAAAGAAAAAUUUCAGAGGUGAAGGCGAGCAGCUGUUUAAGAUGGGCAUCAAGAUUCUCCAGCAGUCUAAAAGCCAAAAACAAAAAGCAGAAGCCUACAUACUCUUUGCCAAAGCAGCUGACAUGGGAAACAUGAAAGCUAUGGAGAAAAUGGCUGAUGCUUUGCUAUUUGGAAAUUUUGGCAUGCAAAAUAUAACAGCAGCUAUCCGAUUAUAUGAGUCUUUGGCUAAAGAAGGAUCAUAUAAAGCCCAAAAUGCAUUAGGAUUUUUGUCUUCUUAUGGAAUAGGAAUGGAAUAUAAUCAAGCCAAGGCACUGAUAUAUUAUACCUUUGGAAGUGCUGGAGGAAGCAUGAUGUCUCAGAUGAUAUUGGGUUACAGAUAUUUGUCAGGAAUCAAUGUUCUACAGAAUUGUGAAGUUGCCCUCUAUCAUUACAAGAAAGUGGCAGAAUAUAUUGCUGAAAAACUGGAAAGAAAUGAAGGUAUCCCAGUGGAAAAAGUCAGACUAACUGAGAUACCUGAAAAUCUGCGUUCUAACAGUGGGAUUCUGGAUUGGGACAUAUACCAAUACUAUAAAUUUUUGGCAGAAAGAGGAGAUGUACAGAUACAAGUUUCUCUUGGACAAUUACAUCUGAUUGGGGGGAAAGGUCUAGAUCAGGAUUACUACAAAGCACUAUACUACUUUUUAAAGGCAGCAAAGGCUGGAAGUGCAAAUGCCAUGGCAUUUAUAGGAAAGAUGUAUUUAGAAGGUAAUGAUGCAGCACCACAAAAUAAUGCUACUGCUUUCAAAUACUUUUCCAUGGCAGCCAAUAAGGGCAAUGCAAUUGGUCUUCAUGGGCUUGGCCUUCUUUAUUUUUAUGGAAAAGGAGUUCCUGUGAAUUAUGCCGAAGCACUUAAAUAUUUUCAGAAAGCUGCAGACAAAGGAUGGCCCAAUGCACAGUUUCAAUUAGGCUUCAUGUACUACUCUGGCUCUGGAGUAUGGAAGGAUUAUAAACUUGCCUUCAGAUACUUUUACUCAGCAUCUCAGAGUGGACAGCCCCUUGCCAUUUAUUACCUGGCUGAGAUGUACGCAACAGGAACAGGAGUGCUGAGAUCAUGCAGAACUGCUGUGGAGCUCUAUAAAGGUGUCUGUGAACUAGGCCACUGGGCUGAGAAAUUCCUGGCAGCAUACUUUGCCUAUAAGGAUGGUGAUAUAGAUUCUUCUCUUGCUCAGUAUGCACUACUUGCAGAAAUGGGCUAUGAAGUAGCUCAGAGCAAUUCAGCAUUCAUUUUGGAAUCUAAAAAGGCUAAAAUUAUUGAAAAAGAGAAGAUGUAUCCGAUGGCACUUCUCCUGUGGAACCGAGCUGCCAUUCAAGGCAAUGCAUUUGCUAGAAUAAAAGUUGGAGAUUACCAUUACUAUGGCUACGGGACUAAGGAGGACUAUCAAACAGCAGCCACACAUUACAGCAUUGCAGCUCACAAAUACCACAACGCACAAGCCAUGUUCAAUCUGGCUUAUAUGUACGAACACGGAUUAGGUGUCUCAAAGGACAUUCACUUAGCCAGGAGAUUAUAUGACAUGGCUGCUGAAACAAGUCCCGACGCUCAGAUACCUGUAUUCCUGGCCCUCAUGAAACUGGAAACUGUGCAUUUGCUCCAAGAUAUCUGGUUUUUUAAUUUUACAAUGAGAUGGAAAUGGAUAAAACUGGACAAUAACCUUGGAUCAUACUGGGAUUUAUUUGCGAUUGGCCUAAUUAUUGCUACACUGAUGUUCUUGCUUAGAAAUCGGUACAGGUGUCCGGAAUGUGAGUACAACACAGACAAGGAUAAAAGCAAAGAGGAGAGUGUGAAAGGCACAGUGGGUGAGACCUGGCUCCAAGCCUGGAUGGAGCAAAGGCUUGUCAUUCAGAUGUCCAUUCUGGGCCUCUUCUCUGGAGCCACUGCUGUGACAGCUCCCGUUACCAUGGAGCCUGGAUGGGCACCUGCUGGCACCUGGGCGACCUCGUGA
Messenger RNA from Artibeus jamaicensis (Jamaican fruit-eating bat), 2157 nucleotides. RefSeq names its product SEL1L2 adaptor subunit of ERAD E3 ligase (gene SEL1L2). Gene Ontology annotation, cellular component: endoplasmic reticulum membrane. Gene Ontology annotation, biological process: ERAD pathway. Gene Ontology annotation, molecular function: protein binding. The transcript has 20 exons. The coding region runs from base 217 to 2157 and encodes 646 amino acids. The record is from RefSeq and is a predicted model, not a curated record. Lineage: Eukaryota; Metazoa; Chordata; Mammalia; Chiroptera; Phyllostomidae.